This is a messenger RNA of Malania oleifera, 1065 nucleotides long. Its product is annotated as homeobox protein knotted-1-like 1. The record is from RefSeq and is a predicted model, not a curated record. The coding region runs from base 263 to 787 and encodes 174 amino acids. Lineage: Eukaryota; Viridiplantae; Streptophyta; Magnoliopsida; Santalales; Ximeniaceae. The transcript has 4 exons. Gene Ontology annotation, cellular component: nucleus. Gene Ontology annotation, molecular function: DNA binding.
AUCCACAACCCUAGCGAGCUAGCACUCUUAGGAUCAUUGCUAAUUCAUUAACCCUCUACUUUGUAUCUCUUUUUUUUUUUUUUAAAGAUUUGAUGAGCAGGAGCAAUAUUGAUGAACCAACUAAAGUAUUAAAGGUACUAAAAAUUGCAGCCUGUCUCCAUUUUUUUGCAAGUAUAUAAAAGUAUAUAUGGGCUUGUAAUUAACCACGAAGUGUUGAAGAGAUCAUCUGCAUGCUGCAGAGGAAGGGAGCGUAUAUACUUAUAUGUAUGUAUAUGAAGUGUUGAUCAAAGUUAUGGAGACUAGCAGGCACAAUAGUAGUAGUAGUAGUAGUAGUAGUAGUAAUAGUAGUGGGAACAUUAGGAAGAGGAGCUUCGCAGGGAGAGGAAGUUCAGAGGAAGAAGAAGAUGAGGUGCUCAAGAGAAGAAUCACGGGCCAUCCUCUGUAUCAACUUUUGGUUCACACUCACUUGGACUGCCUCAAGGUGGGUUUAGGCAAGAUUGAUGAGAUUGACGCAACACCCAAAUUCGAUUCGCAGACAGGGGAUAAUAACAAACACAAUGCAAACAUUAUGCUCAAUGCUGAGUCUGAGCUAGACCGCUUCAUGGAAGCAUAUUGCGGGGCACUGCAGAAACUGAAAGAAGCAGUGGAAGAACCACAAGAAGAAACAAUGGCUUUCAUCAAUAGCAUGCAUUCCCAACUCAGGGAGCUCAUGAGCACCACCCAUUCUGCACCUCCCCAACCCCUACCCAACUCUUCUGGAGAAAGCAGCAGGUGUGAAGAAGGAUAAAGAAGAUACCUAAGAUGCAUAGCCAAUAUGCUUUUGUAAGCCAUCUGUCCUGUGAAAUCCACAAUGAAGCGUAUCUGUUGUGCAGUGAAGCAAAUCAAUGGCCCUUUUAAUUGAUAGCAGUUGGCUUGCUAUAAGAAAUGGACUACAAAAUAUGAUAACCCGGUCUGUACAAGUAAAUUUGUUACCUCCUCAAACAAUCUAAGGAGUACCUGCUUAGUGUUUAAAAUAUUUUUACUUCUUUCAUCCUUGAUGGAAAAGGAGAUCACCAAGCUUAUAUU